Messenger RNA from Trichogramma pretiosum, 7353 nucleotides. It is a transcript of the gene Dhc1, whose product is annotated as dynein heavy chain 5, axonemal. The record is from RefSeq and is a predicted model, not a curated record. NCBI's taxonomy places the organism in Eukaryota, Metazoa, Arthropoda, Insecta, Hymenoptera, Trichogrammatidae. Gene Ontology annotation, biological process: microtubule-based movement. Gene Ontology annotation, cellular component: dynein complex. The transcript is spliced from 9 exons. Gene Ontology annotation, molecular function: dynein light intermediate chain binding; minus-end-directed microtubule motor activity; ATP hydrolysis activity.
AUGAUACCGUCGGUACUGGUGAAGCCGAAUCUCGACGAGGUGCAAGAGGCCCUCGUGGCGAGCGGCAAGCACGUGACGGGGGUGGCCAAAGGCGUCGCUCAGUGGGACAGCGGCAAGGACGGCAAGAGCGACAAGGUGACGUGGCGAUCGACGCCCUGGGCUCCGAAGCGAAACCUGCUGGACGUCGUCACCCGGGCGCAGAUGGAGGCCCAGAGACGCCAGCAGGACGCCAACGAGGAUCCGAAGAGUCGUCGUCGGCGACUCUACAAGGUCGUCUCAGAGGAGAAGCCGACGUUCCCGGUGCAGAAGCGUAAUUUCCACACCAUGAUCAUGGACAAUAAGGAGAUCAUCAAGAUGUUCUCGAUUCUCGGCACUUGCGUUCAAGCGUUUCGACAGGAUUUGUCUGAGUUUCUCGAGCGUUGGAAACUCUACAAUUUUCUCUGGCAAAACGAGCGCAGCGUGCGAGAGCUGCUGCAGAUAUCGCUGACCGAGUUCGAGAGCACGCUGAGGAAGCACGGCGAGCUCGAAGCCAAGCUGGCGACCGAACCGGACAUGAUAGUGUUCGGCUCGUCCAUCGCCGUCUCCACCGAGAAGCUCAAGUACGGCCUGUUUACGGAAAUAAAAAGCGCCACUCACAAAAUUGGCCAAGCCAUCAAGAAAAAGUAUCGUCGCGAGAUGGAAUACGUUUACGCCGUAAUGAGUGAGAUGGAAAGGAAAUUAGAUAGGCAGAUACGCGAUUUGGACGACGUGAAAGUCAUCAUGGAAACUUUGAGGAAAAUCCGAGAACAAGAGGUCGACAUGGAGCUGAAAAUCGAGCCCAUCGAGGAGGCAUUCAACAUCGUGACGAGAUACGAGGUACCUGUUGAUCGGGAAUGCCUCGAACAAGUAGACAACUUAAGGUACACGUGGCAGCAGAUCCAGACCCGAGCCCUGAACAGUCAUAUCCAGCUGCUCAAUCUGCAGCCGCAACUGGAGCAGGAGCUGCGCGCCAAUCUGGAAAAAUUUCGCGUCGACAACGAGGCCUACUGCGAGGAGUAUCGCACCUCGGGUCCGAUGCAGGCCGGCUUGACGCCGCGCGAGGCCUCGGAUCGCCAGAUACUGUUUCAGAAUCGCUUCGACGGCAUGUGGCGCAAAUUGCAGGCCUACCAGAGCGGCGAGGAGCUGUUCGGGCUGCCCAUCACGGAUUAUCCCGAGCUAACGCAGAUCAGAAAGGAGCUGAAUCUGCUGCAGAAGCUGUACAAACUUUACAACGACGUGAUCGAUCGAGUCAGCAGUUACUACGACAUACCUUGGGGCGAGGUGAACAUCGAAGAGAUCAACAACGAACUGAUGGAAUUCCAAAAUCGAUGCCGAAAAUUGCCGAAAGGAUUGAAAGAGUGGCCGGCCUUCUUCGCUCUGAAGAAAACGAUCGACGACUUCAACGACAUGUGUCCUCUGUUGGAACUGAUGGCCAACAAAGCCAUGAAACCGCGUCACUGGCAGCGAAUCGUGGAAGCCACGAAUCACGUGUUCGAUCUCGAGAGCGAAGGAUUUUGUCUGAAAAAUAUCUUGGAGGCACCUCUGCUGAAGCACAAGGAAGAUAUCGAAGAUAUUUGCAUAUCGGCGAUGAAGGAAAAAGACAUCGAGGCGAAACUUAGACAGGUCGUCAACGAAUGGUCGACUCACGAGUUGACUUUUAUGACGUUCAAUAAUAGAGGAGAGUUGCUUCUUCGAGGCGAUACAACAGCUGAAACUAUUGGACAAUUGGAGGACAGCUUAAUGAUAUUGAGCUCUCUGAUGUCGAAUCGUUACAACGCACCGUUUCGCAAGCAAAUUCAACAGUGGCUCGGCGAUCUGUCCAACACCAACGAGAUCCUCGAGCGGUGGCUGCUCGUCCAGAACAUGUGGGUUUACCUGGAGGCCGUGUUCGUGGGCGGCGACAUCGCCAAGCAGCUGCCCAAGGAGGCCAAGCGUUUCAGCAAGAUCGACAAGAGCUGGCAGAAGAUCAUGCAGAGAGCCCACGAGACCCCGGGCGUGGUGCCCUGCUGUGUGGGCGACGAUCUGCUCAAGCAGCUGCUGCCUCAUCUGCAAGAGCAGCUCGAGCUGUGCCAGAAAUCUCUCAGCGGCUACCUCGAGAAGAAACGCAUGAUGUUUCCGAGAUUCUUCUUCGUGUCGGAUCCGGCUCUGCUGGAGAUUUUGGGCCAGGCGUCGGACUCGCACACGAUUCAGAAUCACCUGCUGUCCAUCUUCGACAACACGAGAUACGUCAAGUUCCACGACAUCGAGUACAACAAGAUCACUGCGAUCAUCUCGUCGGAGGGCGAGACGAUUCAGCUGGAGCGAGCGGUGAGGGCCGAGGGCUCGGUCGAGACUUGGCUGAUGCAGCUGCUGCUGACCUCUCAGCAGUCGCUGCACUCGAUAAUCCGACAGGCGCAUACGACCAUCAACGAUCAGAACUUCAAUCUGCUGAACUUUCUGGAAAAGAUGCCGGCCCAGGUGGGCAUCCUCGGCAUACAGAUGGUCUGGACGCGGGACUCGGAGAUGGCGCUGCUACAGGCGCGCGCCGACAAGCGAAUAAUGGGCGAGACGAACAAUCGAUUCCUGGAGCUGCUCAACACCCUGAUCGAUCAGACGACCCGAGACCUAUCGAAGAUCGACAGGAUCAAGUUCGAGACGCUGAUAACGAUAGACGUACAUCAGCGCGACAUCUUCGACAUGAUGUGCCGUUUGAACGUGCGAUCAGUCAACGAUUUCGAGUGGUUGAAGCAGUGCCGCUUUUACUUCAAGGAAGAUCUAGACAAGACAAUGGUGUCGGUCACGGACGUGCAGUUCGUUUAUCAAAACGAGUACUUGGGCUGCACCGAACGUCUCGUUAUCACACCUCUGACCGAUCGCUGCUACAUAACUCUCGCCCAGGCGCUGUCGAUGUCGAUGGGCGGCUCGCCCUGCGGACCCGCCGGCACGGGCAAAACCGAGACGGUCAAGGACAUGGGCAAGACACUGGCCAAGUACGUCGUGGUGUUCAAUUGCUCGGAUCAGAUGGAUUAUCGGGGUCUGGGCCGCAUCUACAAGGGACUGGCGCAGAGCGGCUCCUGGGGCUGCUUCGACGAGUUCAAUCGCAUCGAGCUGCCGGUCCUGUCGGUGGCCGCCCAACAGAUCGCCGUCGUUCUGGCCGCCAAGAAGGAAAAGAAGAAGCAGUUCACCUUCACCGACGGCGAUCUCAUCGACAUGUAUCCGGAGUUCGGUAUCUUCAUAACGAUGAAUCCAGGCUAUGCCGGGAGAAAAGAGUUGCCGGAAAAUUUGAAGAUACAAUUUCGUACUGUGGCCAUGAUGGUCCCGGACCGACAGAUCAUCAUACGCGUGAAGCUGGCCAGCUGUGGAUUCUUAGAAAACAUCACCCUGGCUCGAAAAUUUUACACCUUGUAUAAACUGUGCGAGGAGCAGCUUACGAAGCAGGUGCAUUACGACUUCGGUCUGAGAAAUAUCCUGUCGGUUCUGCGCUCGCUCGGAGCCGCCAAGAGAACCAAUUCCAAGGAUUCCGAGAGCACGAUCGUCAUGAGAGUCCUGAGAGACAUGAAUCUGUCGAAACUCAUAGACGAGGACGAGCCGCUGUUCAUAUCGCUGGUGGCCGAUCUGUUCCCGAAUCAGGCGCUGGAAAAGACGGCCUAUCCGGAGCUGGAGGCGGCCAUCGAGAAGCAGGCCCACGAGGACGGCCUCGUGUAUCAUCCGCCCUGGGUGCUGAAGCUCAUUCAGCUGUACGAGACGCAGAGAGUGAGGCACGGCAUCAUGACUCUGGGUCCGACCGGAGCCGGCAAAACGACCUGCAUUCAGACCCUCAUGAAGGCUCUGACUUCGCUGGGCGACGCGCACAAAGAGAUGCGAAUGAACCCGAAGAGCAUAACGUCCGCGCAGAUGUUUGGACGUCUCGACGUCGCGACGAACGACUGGACCGACGGAAUUUUCUCGGCUCUCUGGCGCAAGACCCUCAAGUCCAAGCCGGACGAGCACAUCUGGCUGGUGCUCGACGGCCCGGUCGACAGUAUCUGGAUCGAGAAUCUCAACUCCGUCCUAGACGACAACAAGACGCUCACGUUGGCCAACGGCGAUCGUCUGCCCAUGGCUCCCACCUGCAAGAUAAUCUUCGAGCCGCACAACAUCGACAACGCCAGCCCGGCGACGGUAUCGCGCAACGGCAUGGUCUACAUGAGCUCCUCGGGGCUUGACUGGGAGCCCGUCGUCACGGCCUGGAUCAAGAGCCGUUCGGCCAUGGAGCAGGAGGUGUUCGAGUCCUGCUUUCAGGAGUCGUUCGCGCAGGUCUACGCGUGGAGCGCCCAGUCGUUGGUGCUGGCGAUCAACGUGCUGCAGUGCAACGUGAUACGACAGAUGCUGUGCCUGUUGGAGGGACUGAUUCCACCGCCCGUGGAGGAGGACGAUCAGCCGAAAGAGUUGGAGAUCGAGGACGACGCGGAGAUGAACAAACCCGUACCGAUGACUCCGGAGCAUCUGCGACGCUUCUACGUGUUCGCCCUGAUCUGGGGCAUCGGAGCACUGCUGGAAAAGAGCGGCAGAUCCAAGUACGACGCUUAUUUGAAAGAAAACUUCAAAAGUCUCGAUCUACCCUGCCCGGAGGAAAAUUCCCAAGCGUCGAUCUUCGACUUCUUUGUCAACGACAAGGGCAAGUGGGACCAGUGGUCGAGCCUGCUGACCAGCUACGUCUAUCCGGAGUCGGCCACGCCCGACUUCAGCAGCAUCCUCAUACCCAUACCGGACAACGUGAAGAUCGAGUACCUGAUCCACCUGAUCGGCAAGCAGGACGGCGCGGUGCUGCUCACGGGCGAGCAGGGCUCCGCCAAGACCGUCAUGAUGAAGAACUACACGCGCAAGGCCAAUCCCGAGACGACCCUCAAUCGGUCCUUCAACUUUAGCUCGGCCACCACUCCCUUCCAGUUUCAGAAGACCAUCGAGAGCUACGUGGAGAAGCGCAUGGGCAGCACCUUCGGGCCGGCGGGCGGCAAGAAGAUGCUCAUCUUCAUCGACGACAUCAAUCUGCCGGAGAUCAACGAGUGGGGCGAUCAGAUAACGAACGAGAUCGUACGCCAGACGAUGGACAUGAAGGGCUUCUACUCGCUGGAGAAACCGGGAGAUUUCACGACGAUCGUCGACGUCACGUUCAUGGGUGCCAUGGGUCAGCCCGGUGGCGGUCGCAACGACAUACCCUCUCGGCUGAAGCGUCAGUUCUGCAUCUUCAACUGCACCAUGCCCGACGACGAGUCGAUCGAUCGGAUCUUCACGGUGCUCGGACUCGGCCACUACAACGCCAAGCGAGGCUUCUCCGCGGAGGUGCGCGAGCUGGUCAAGAAUCUCGUCUCCAUCACGAGGAUCCUGUGGCAGAACACGAGGAUCAAGCUGCUGCCGACCCCGGCCAAGUUCCACUACGUCUUCAAUCUGCGAGAUCUGUCGAGAGUCUGGCAGGGCAUGCUCGAUCAACCAAUAACGAUCUUAUAAUUCAUCGUAUACAGAGACGCCCCCGAGCCUACGGGCGAGGAGGGCGAGGACGCGGACAUGGAGCUGCCGAAGGUCUACGAGCCCGUGUUCGAGCACCAGGUGCUGCGCGAUCGCCUGGAGAUGUUUCUGGCGCAGUACAACGAGAUGCAGCGAGGCGCUGGCAUGGACCUGGUCUUCUUCCCCGACGCCAUGCUCCACCUGGUCAAGAUAUCGCGGGUCAUCAGGCAUCCUCGCGGAAACGUCAUGCUCGUGGGCGUUGGCGGUUCGGGCAAGCAGAGUUUGACCAAGCUCUCGUCCUUCAUCGCCGGCUACAAGACCUUCCAGAUCACCCUGACCAGGUCGUACAACGUGGCCAACUUCCUGGAGGACUUGAAGUUUCUGUACAGAGCUUGCGGUGGACAGGGCAAGGGCACGACCUUUCUCUUCUCCGAUCUGGACAUCAAGGAGGAAGGCUUUCUCGAGUAUCUGAACAACAUCCUGAGCUCGGGAGUCAUCAGCAAUCUCUUCACCCGCGACGAGCAGGCGGAGAUAAUUUCCGAGCUGACUCCGAUCCUGAAGCGCGAGAAUCCCAAGAAGACGCUCAACAACGAGAUCAUCAUGGAACACUUCCUUCAGAGAACCUGCCAGAAUUUGCACGUCGUAUUCUGCUUCUCGCCCGUGGGCGAGAAAUUCCGCAAUCGAGCUCAGCGCUUCCCAGCCCUCAUCUCCGGCUGCACCAUCGACUGGUUCCAGCCGUGGCCUCGGGACGCCCUCGUGCUCGUCGCCGAGCACUUUCUGCACGACUUCGAGAUCGCCUGCAGCGCCUCGGUCAAGAACGAGCUCGUCAACGCUCUGGGCUCGAUCCAGGACAUCGUGGCGGAAAACUCGGUGGAGUACUUUCAGCGAUUUCGUCGGGCCACCCACGUAACGCCCAAGUCCUAUCUGAACUUCAUUGGCGGCUACAAGAACAUCUAUCGGAUGAAGCAGUUCGAGCUCGGCGAGGGGGCGCGACGCAUGGACACGGGUCUGGCCAAGCUCGAGGAGGCCUCCAUAUCCGUGGAGAUCUUAAAGCAGGAUCUAGCCGAGAUGGAGAAGGAUCUGGUGCAGGCCUCGGAGACGGCGGAGACCGUGCUGGUCGAGGUCACGGAGCGAGCGACCCAGGCCGAAUCCUUCAAGAAUCAGGUGCAGAAGGUCAAGGAGAAGGCCGAGCAGUUGGUGGCGUGCAUCGCCGAGGAGAAGGGCGUGGCCGAGCAGAAGCUGGAGGCGGCGAAGCCGGCCCUGGAGGAGGCCGAGGCGGCCCUGAACACCAUCAAACCGGCGCACAUCGCGACGGUGCGAAAACUUGGCCGACCGCCCCACCUGAUCAUGCGGAUAAUGGACUGCGUGCUGAUACUGUUUCAACGCAAGAUCAGUCCUGUGAUACCGGACGUCACGACUCAGUGUCCCAAGCCGUCCUGGGCCGAGUCCCUCAAGAUGAUGGCCAGCGCCACGUUCCUGCUGCAGCUGCAGAACUACCCCAAGGACAUCAUCACCGACGAGAUGGUCGAGCUGCUGCAGCCCUACUUCAAGAUGGAGGACUACAACAUGGAAACGGCGCGGCGGGUCUGCGGCGACGUCGCCGGUCUGCUGUCCUGGACCAAGGCCAUGUCGUUCUUUCACUCGGUCAACAAGGAGGUUCUUCCGCUGAAGGCCAAUCUGACUCUGCAGGAGGCGAGACUGAAGGUGGCCAUGGACGACUUGGCCGAGGCCGAGCGAGAGCUGUCGGAUCGAGAGAUGGCGCUGCAGGCCGUUAAAUGUAUGAUUUUUUAUGAAAUAAUAAUUAAGCAUGGAAUAAACUUACCGAUGCUCGAACACCGCACGCUAUUAUUUGAAUGGAUAGCAAUCAAAUGA